AUGCUUUUUAGGAGAUCAGUCAGAGGCGAUUGGCGAUUGGCGAUUGCGUAUUUAUAUGCUUGUAGUGUGGGAUAUAGCUCCAUAUCCGGACUACAUCCCCUCCUAACGGGAUAUCAAUUUCGAACUUUGUGCUUCUUCUUUCCUUAUGAGGCGCUUGAUGAAGGAGGACACGAAAUGCAGAAUAAUCAGCAUCGUCCACCCCAACCUCCCAGCAAUAACCCCAUCCCAAACCUCAUGCUUUCGCGACAGGUAGCGGCCAAUGCCUUCUGGCCGGUAGGGCCGGCGCCGGCGCAGGCGUCGGCACCGACCCGUGAAGGUCCAUUCACGUUCCAGCGCCAAGCGACGGUACCGAUGCUGGGGCGUACCAUAUCGGAGCUUGGAUUCCGGAUCCCGAAGGACAUUGACCUAAGCUCUGGGAAGCCCACGGUGAAUGGGAGCUUCGAAGAGAUCGUGUCUGAGGACGAUCUCUUCUCUACUUUCAUGGACAUCGACAAGAUCGGGACCAAGUUGGAGGGGAGUGGAUCGGGGUUGGAGGGCGGAUUGUGCCGCGAUUGGGCAGCGGAGAACUCAGGCGCGUUGUAUGAGGGGAAGAUUGACAAUGCCGGAGGUGGUGUUGUGACGGCGACCACGAGGCCGAAGCAUCGACAAUGCAAAUCGGUGGACGGAUCAUCCAUAUCUUCUUCGGCGGUCGCGAGGGGGGAUGGGGUGUUUGGAGAAGUAUUGGAGGCGAAGAAGGCCAUGUCGGCCGAACAAUUGGCGGAGCUUGCUGCCAUUGACCCAAAGAGGGCGAAGAGAGUUAUAGCUAAUCGGCAAUCUGCAGCUCGUUCAAAAGAAAGGAAAGCACGCCAUGUAUCUGAACUUGAGAGAAAACUUCGGGCACUUCAAACUGAAGCUACAACGCUUUCUGCCCAGCUUAUGCUUUUUCAGACAGACACUAGAGAGCUGUCAGCAGAGAAUUUACAGCUGUUGUUCAGAUUGCAAGCUAUGGAAAAAGAAUCCAAGAUGGAUGAUGCAAAGAAUGGAUCCCUAAAGCAUGAGGUUCUGUGGCUCAAGAUCAUAACAGGAGAAGCAUCAAGCUCCAGCGAAGCCAACAUUGUGGAUAGAUGCACGUUAUCAUUUGAGCCCUCCUCAUUCUUCACAACUCCCCAACAACGUCCGAGCUUCGCCUGCCAACCCAUUCAGUGGCAGCCCAAUUUCCAUCAGCCUAUGUUACCUGCUACAAAUCAUCACUUACUUUCCCACCGCCCUCAUUUUCACUUUGAUAUGAUGCAGCAGGAUCCCCCAAGGAACCUUCAGGGAUUAGAUAUGGUUAAGGGGUCUCUUACAAUGAAGUCAGAAAACUCCACCAUUUCUGCAAGAGCAUUACCAUCUUCCAAACUGGGCUAGAGUAGACCUCUCUGUCCAUGAACCACACAAUUUCAAUCUUUCUCCAUCAUCUGGUUCAGUGGUUCUCUUUGAUUGUUUUGAAUUGUACAAGCUGUUUCAUAUUUCUUUCAAUGACUUGAUUACGCAAUUUUCUUCCACUUUACUUUGCUUCCAAACUUUUACUGGCUCCUGCAUGAAGUGUUCUCAUGUUCUUUUGAUUUCCUUUCAAUUUUUUUAUUCAUAUGAGGGAGAGCUGAAUUUUACUGU
Messenger RNA from Phalaenopsis equestris, 1632 nucleotides. RefSeq names its product transcription factor RF2b-like. The transcript has 4 exons. Gene Ontology annotation, biological process: regulation of DNA-templated transcription. Gene Ontology annotation, molecular function: DNA-binding transcription factor activity. The coding region runs from base 1 to 1386 and encodes 461 amino acids. Gene Ontology annotation, cellular component: nucleus. Lineage: Eukaryota; Viridiplantae; Streptophyta; Magnoliopsida; Asparagales; Orchidaceae. The record is from RefSeq and is a predicted model, not a curated record.